Telopea speciosissima is the source of this 2611-nucleotide messenger RNA. RefSeq names its product kinesin-like protein KIN-14C. NCBI's taxonomy places the organism in Eukaryota, Viridiplantae, Streptophyta, Magnoliopsida, Proteales, Proteaceae. Gene Ontology annotation, molecular function: microtubule motor activity; microtubule binding; ATP binding. The record is from RefSeq and is a predicted model, not a curated record. Bases 39 to 2462 code for a protein of 807 amino acids. The transcript has 17 exons. Gene Ontology annotation, biological process: microtubule-based movement.
CUGCUAGUAGCUCCAUUUACAAUCUUUUUUGCUUCAAAAUGGCUUCGAGAAACCAGAACAAGCCCCCUAUCAGCAACGUGCUUCCUCCUCGUAGUUCCUCAAAUAGGAAAUAUAACCUUGAUGAAGUCCCAAUAGACAAACGUCGUAAGAUUGGAUCUGGAAAGACGGCGGCACCGGCCAACAGUGGUCGCACGCGUCAGGUCUUCUCUAUAGUGAAUGAAGGUCAAGAUCUUGCUACAGUCUGCGAUCCGGCUAGUACUGCUGGCUCUCAGUGCAUUGAGUUCACCUUAGAGGAUGCAAAAGCACUUCUCAAUGAGAAGAAAGGGAAGACGAAAUUUGAUUACAAGGCAAAUAGGGAACACACGACUGAGUGUCUCAAAAAACUCCGGCUCUGCAUCAAAUGGUUCCUAGAACGUGAGGAUUGCCAUGUCCUUGAACAGGAGAAGCUUAAGAAUAUGGUAGCAUGUGCUGAGAAUGAGCGUACUGAACUUGAGAUGCAAAUGAAAAGCAAGGAAGAAGAAUCAAAUAGUAUUAUUGCAGAAUUUAGGAAAAAUAAUGCUUCUUUAGAGGCCAGAUGUAUGAAGGAAGAGGCUGAUAAGUUGGCUGCUCUUGAUUCUCAAGGAAAAGAAAAGGAUGCUAGAGUUGCUGCUGAAAGUGCACAAGCUUCUCUUUCAAAAGAGCUCAGAAAAACUUGUGAAGAACUGUCCAGUGCUAAUAAGAAGAUAGUGUCUGUUGAUGAAAUGUACAAGCGAUUGCAAGAGUACAAUACAAGCUUACAGCAAUACAACAGCAAACUGCAGACAGAGGUUGCAUCAGCCAAUGAGACCCUUAAACGUGUAGAAAAGGAAAAAGCUGCAAUAGUAGAGAACCUCAGCACCUUAAGGGGUCACUAUAAUUCAUUACAGGAUCAAUUGGCUUCUUUCAGAGUUUCACAGGAACAUGGUAUUAAGCAAAAUGAAGCACUAAUGAAUGAAGUGGGUUGCCUCAGAGGUGAGCUCCAGCAAGUAAGAGAUGAUCGUGAUCGCCAAUUGUUACAGGUGCAGACAUUAUCAGAAGAGGUAGUGAAGUACCAAGAGAUUACAGGGAAGUCAACUGCUGAGUUGGAUAAGAUGAGCAUGAAAUCCAGUGCUUUGGAGGAUACAUGCUCUGCCCAGAGAGAGCAGAUAGGGAUGCUGCAGCACCGGUUAGCAGCUGCAAAUGAGAAACUGCAGAGAGCUGAUUUGUCAGCCUUGGAUAUGAGGACUGAAUUUGAAGAGCAAAAAAAAGUGGUUGAGGACUUAAAAAAUCGUCUGGCAGAAUCAGAACUUCAAAUUAUUGAAGCAGAAAAGCUACGUAAAAAGUUGCACAACACCAUAUUGGAGUUAAAAGGGAAUAUCAGGGUCUUCUGCAGAGUUCGGCCCUUGUUGCCAGAUGAUGGUGCAGGAUCUGAAAUGACAGUUAUUUCUUAUCCUACUUCAACGGAAGCCCUUGGAAGGGGCAUUGACUUAGUGCAAAGUGGGCAAAAACACCCCUUCACAUUUGAUCAAGUAUUCACUCACGAGGCAUCACAGGAGAAUGUUUUUGUGGAAAUUUCACAGCUGGUGCAAAGUGCCCUUGAUGGCUAUAAGGUUUGCAUUUUUGCCUAUGGUCAGACUGGUUCUGGCAAGACCUAUACCAUGAUGGGAAAACCAGAAGCUCCAGAGCAGAAAGGGCUGAUUCCUCGAUCCUUGGAACAGAUAUUUCAAACUAGCCAGUCACUUCUAAACCAAGGAUGGAAAUACAAAAUGCAGGCCUCAAUGUUGGAGAUAUACAAUGAGACAAUCCGUGAUUUGCUUUCAGCAAAUCGAUCCAGUGGUCUAGACAGUUCAAGGACGGACAAUGGUGUAGCUGGAAAGCAGUAUGCAAUUAGACAUGAUGCAAAUGGCAACACACAUGUCUCUGAUCUCACAAUUGUGGAUGUCUGUGGCAUCAAAGAGGUAUCCUCUCUGCUACGGCAGGCGGCACAAAGCAGGUCCGUGGGCAAGACCCAAAUGAAUGAACAGUCUUCAAGAAGUCAUUUUGUCUUCACCUUGCGGAUCUCUGGUGUUAAUGAGAGUACGGAACAACAAGUUCAGGGUGUACUCAACCUUAUCGACCUUGCUGGUAGUGAAAGACUUGCUAAGAGUGGAUCAACUGGGGAUCGGCUCAAAGAAACUCAGGCCAUCAACAAAAGUUUAUCACACUUAAGUGAUGUCAUAAAUUCACUUGCUAAGAAAGAGGACCAUGUACCUUUCAGAAAUUCAAAGCUUACUCAUCUUCUUCAGCCUUGCUUAGGUGGGGAUUCCAAGACCAUGAUGUUUGUCAACAUCUCACCUGACCCAUCAUCUGUGGGAGAGUCGCUUUGUUCUCUUCGGUUUGCUGCUAGAGUUAAUGCCUGUGAGAUUGGGAUUCCCCGACGUGAGACUACCAUGCGACCUCUAGAUUCUCGGUUGAGUUAUGGUUGAAGGUGAUUUUGGUUCUUUAUGGGGGUGAACAUUAAUUAUUGUGGGUGAAAAACAAAAGGUCUUCUAACUGAUUGUAAUCUGUAUAGUGAAGUAGUAAGUUUGUAACAGUGAAUGCGAAAGUUUCUUGUUGGAGUUAGCACAUUUGUAUU